Molecule: messenger RNA, 945 nt
Organism: Mytilus trossulus (common blue mussel)
Lineage: Eukaryota; Metazoa; Mollusca; Bivalvia; Mytilida; Mytilidae
Product: mitochondrial import inner membrane translocase subunit Tim21-like
Exons: 6
Coding region: 110-808 (232 amino acids)
Biological process (GO): protein import into mitochondrial matrix
Cellular component (GO): TIM23 mitochondrial import inner membrane translocase complex
Source: RefSeq, a predicted model, not a curated record
ACAGGGGUGGAUAACUCUGAAGAUCUACAUGGAUGGAGCUUUUGGCAUUAUAAAAUAUCCAUAAUUUCUACAAAAUUUAAUAUGACUUAUUUUAAAUGAAACCAUAAAAAUGUGCACAAACAUUUUUCUCAGCAGACCCCAAUUUUUAAAAGGACUGUCAUGCUGUUCUACACAAAGUUUUAGACUUUUUUGUGGGAAAUCCACUUCACAAAUAGAGCAUUAUCAUUGCUUAAGGUCAAACAGCCAAGUAAACCAAAGACAGUGCCAGCUGAUAAAUGUAUCAAACAGAUAUUUUAGUAACCAAGUACCAAAGAAUGAAACUAAGAAAGAACUGGAUAUCAAAAGAGAAAGUCCUUAUGCUGGUCUAAGUGCUGCAGCAAAAGUGAAAGAAGCAGGAAAAGAUGCAUCAUAUAUUGCCAUUAUAGUAGCAGGAAUAGGCGUUAUAGGUGUAGUGUUUUAUACUGUUGGAAAAGAAUUAUUUUCAAGUCAAAGUCCUGCAGGUGUUUACAGUAAAGCAUUAAAAAAGUGCCAAAAUAAUGAUGAGGUACUUGAUGUAUUAGGAGAACCAAUUACAGGACAUGGAACCUCAGGUAGCAGGAGACGGAAACAGCAUGUGAGCUCACAAGAAUUUAUGCAAAAUGGUGUUAAACACAUGAGGGUCGUCUUUAAAAUAGAAGGACCUUACAGAAAAGGAACUGUCCAUGUAGAAGUAUUUCAGGAUGAGAGUAAGAAAUACCAGUUUAAGCAUGUAAUAUGUGAGUUACAAGGCUACCCAGCAAGAACAAUUGUUAUAGAAAAUAACCGAUGACAUCAUUGAUAACCUGUGAUUGUUUGUAAGAACUCAGUGAUCAUUUUUAUUCAACCUGGUGUUUUGAUAAAAAAAAAAAAUUAUAUGAAUAGUUUACAAAAGAUUUACUUGUUUUUAUUUAUAAAUCCUUACCUCUA